CGUGUUAAUCGUGUAGAGUCGCCAAGUGUUUGUCAAAUAUUUUGGGAAAUAACAUCAAACGAUAUUGACGUAGUUUUUACGAUCUUCGGUAUUUUUUUAUUCGUAUUACCAAGAAUUCUAUAUGGUGAUAAUUAUUAGCCGUAGAAAAAUUGGUAAUAAUAAUGACAUGUUUCGUCGAGAACAUAAUAUACCUACCUACUUACUUAUUCUACUUUUUCCAAAAUGUUGGCUUUUCAGGUUGAUCUUCGAUUACUAAUUCUUGUCCACUUGGUACUUCUCUCAUCGGCCGCUCUGCCGGAGAAUUCAAAGUACACCACAAAAUAUGAUAAUGUUAAUUUGGAGGAAAUAGUUCACAGCGAACGACUAUUGAAAAAUUACGUCGAUUGUCUGUUGGAUAAAGGCCACUGCACGCCUGAUGGAUUGGAAUUAAAAAAGAAUAUGCCAGACGCUAUAGAAACAGAUUGCAGCAAAUGUAGCGAAAAGCAAAAAGAAGGAUCCGACUUCAUCAUGAAAUAUUUAAUUGACAACAAACCCGAAUAUUGGAAUCCACUACAGGAAAAGUACGAUCCAACUGGGUCUUACAAAACGAGAUAUUUUGAAUCUAAAAAGCAAGAAGUUAAAGUCGAACCAAUCUCGCAAGCAUCCUAAAACCAACUCGAAAUUUUAUUUAUAUAGAUAUUUAUUUGAAAUAUGUUUUAAUUAGUCAAUUAUAGUUAAUAAAUAUGAAUAUAGA
Molecule: messenger RNA, 733 nt
Organism: Phyllotreta striolata
Lineage: Eukaryota; Metazoa; Arthropoda; Insecta; Coleoptera; Chrysomelidae
Source: the annotation of a GenBank genome assembly